CAUCCACAGUUCACCAUUAAUGCUCAUCCUCUCCUUCCUCCGAUCCUUCACAACUACAACCAAAACACCCUGUUAAUUAGCAUUUCCAAGAAUGGGAAGAACUCCUUGCUGCGACAAGAAUGGGCUGAAGAAAGGCCCCUGGACUACUGAAGAGGAUCACAAGCUCACCUCUUACAUCCAGUUGCACGGCCCUGGCAACUGGCGCACCCUCCCCAAAAAUGCCGGUCUUCAGAGAUGUGGUAAGAGUUGUCGCCUGAGAUGGACGAACUACCUCCGCCCCGACAUCAAGCGAGGCCGUUUCGCCUUCGAGGAGGAGGAGACCAUCAUCCAGCUCCACAGCAUCCUCGGCAACAAGUGGUCAGCCAUAGCUGCCCGUUUGCCUGGAAGGACGGACAACGAGAUCAAGAACUAUUGGAACACCCAUAUCCGCAAGAGGCUUCUCCGCAACGGCAUCGAUCCGGUCACCCACGCGCCCCGCCUCGACCUCCUCGACUUAUCCGCGAUUCUCGGCAACGCGCUCUGCCACGUCAACCCGGCCGCGUCUCUCCUCGCCCUUCUCGCCGCCGGCACACAGUCCCCUCCGUCCCUGCUCAACCCGGAGCUCCUCCGCAUCGCCGCCGCGCUCGCCUCGCUGAAGCAGGAGAACCCGGAUCUCUACCUCCAACAGCAGCAGAAUCUCACGGACAGUCAAACGACGCCGUCGCAGCUGAUUCAGCAGCAGCAGGCUGACCUGGAGCGUUUCCUGGAAUUAAAUAAUAAUAAUGAUAACAACUCCGGGAGUCAGGUGUCGGAUCAGGAUAAUUUCGCUUCGCUACCCAAUGAUUUUGGGUUUUGGAAUACGAUCCCUGAACUUUCGGAGAAUAGUCAGAGUUUCCAGUCUGUUGGAGCCGGGUUGAGUGGGAAUAAUAACGGUAACGGUGCGGAUUGGUAUCAGAGUAGCUUGAUUAGCGCCGGCGGUGGAAAUAUUGGUAAUGCGGACUCGUCCGUUAUUUCGACGCCGUUAUCGAGCCCAGCGCAGGUGACACCGACGUCGUCAAAUUUCGUGAACGGCAGCUUGAGUGCCGGUACGACGACGGAGGAUGAGAGGGAGAGCUAUUGCAGCGGCUUGCUCAAGUUUGAGAUUCCGGAGAGCUUGGAGUUACUUGACGAUUUCAUGUAAAUAAAUUAUCAUGUAAUAGAUAAAAGCUUUUUAC
Linum trigynum is the source of this 1193-nucleotide messenger RNA. Lineage: Eukaryota; Viridiplantae; Streptophyta; Magnoliopsida; Malpighiales; Linaceae. The record is from the annotation of a GenBank genome assembly.